AAGUUGUAAAAGCAUUUAUAUACUGUUCUUAUGAAUUUGACCAGAGAAAUGUAUGUCAUCUGGAAAUUACUAAACCCCAUCAAGCCUUUUGAUAUAAAGAAAAGAAUAGCUAGGAAAUCCUAAGUACCAAAGAGGUGUAAGAAAUGAGUACUAAUGAAGCAACAUCUCUGGUGGAUCUUCCAUCCCCAAUCUUGCUGGACAUUUUCUCAAGAUUACCUCCUCCCACAGUUUUAUAUGUCAAAAGUGUGUGUAGAACAUUUCAAAAUUUAUACUUACAUUCUGAAUUUCCAAAUUUAUUACACUCACCAUCUCCAUCUAGCAACAUCAUUGUUUUCCAAUCUAUAUCUGAUGGGAUUUCUUGUACCAACACUUUAAAGUACUUAAAAUUUGUUGAUAACCCUGAAGAUCAGGGUACUCAUGAAAUUUGUCAUGAUCCAAAUGUUGUUGACCUUGAUCUGCAACUAUACUUUCCCGCUGGUACAUUUUCCCUAAUUGGAUCAGUUCAUGGCUUCCUUUGUUUAAAUUACUUCCCUGAUUAUGUUGAUAGUAUUUACAUCCUCAAUCCGAAAACUAGAGAAUAUGUCAUCCUUCCAGAGGCCCAAGGGUUUGGAGAGUGGCCCGAUUUAGUUAACUACGGCUUUGGUUUCAAUCCUGUUACAUUUGAAUACAAAGUGGUUAGAAUUUACCAACAGGAAGUUCUAGAUGAUGAUACUAGUUAUUACAAGUCUGAAGGUCAGGUCUACACAAUUGGGAAAGGGUAUUGGAGAAGUGCAGGACAUGUCAUGUACUGUUUUGAUUGCAGGCCAUAUGGGGUGAAUCUCUACGGAAAGCUUCAUUGGUUGGUUUCUGAUGCCGAGGGAGAUGAGUUAAUAUGUUCGUUUGAUUUGGACCAUGAGUUGUUUGAAUCAUUCCCCACGGCUCCUGGCUACACUGUGGAAUGUUAUAGGAAUUUGCGAAGUUUGGGGCUUUUUGGACGUUGUCUAUGUGUUUGUGAUAAUAAUGCAAAUAGUCAUUUCGAGGUAUGGGUGAUGAAAGAGUACGGAGUUACUAGUUCAUGGCUUAAAGAGAUUGUCAUAAAUAUAACUCCCGGAUGCAAUGAUUGGUUGUGCAAUGAAAUGAUAUAUCUGUUGAAAGUUUUGGAAGAUGGAGAGGUGUUGUUCUUGUGGCGUGACCCGCAUGGCUGGCAUGACGAUUCCUUAUUCUUGCACCACCCUGUGAAGAAAAUUUCGAAAAAGCUUGAUGUAUUUGCAGAGAACAUCUUAGCAUGUGGCCAUAUAUCAACUUCCUUCUCUCUCAAGAAUUUUGGAGCAGAGACUGUGAAUGUCUUUUAGAUUGUCAAGAUUCAUGUAUUGUACCAUUCUGUUUUAUUUCUAAAUUUUUGUGACUCUCUUCGGAUUAAACAAGUUUGGUUAGUAAGUUUGUCUGGCUAACCAGUACCAAGGUGCCGUUUGGACAUGAUUUCAGAUAUCAAUGAUUUGAAAUCAUGUAGAGUUAAAGUUGAAAUUUCUCUUAGAACACAUGCAAUUUGAAUUUUCUAAUUUGUAUUUUUUCCUCACAAAUAUAAAGGUCCGACAAUUUGAGAAAACUAUCAAAACUCCCUCUACUCUUACGAUGAGCAAAUCAUAGUUCAUAAACAAGUUAUUUGAAUACCCUAAGGGGUCGUUUGGUAGAGUGUAUAAGAAUAAUACUAAAUAAGGUGUAUUAGUAAUGAUUGUAUUAUUAAUGCAAGUAUUAGUAAUGCUGA
Capsicum annuum is the source of this 1744-nucleotide messenger RNA. RefSeq names its product F-box protein At3g07870-like. Gene Ontology annotation, molecular function: protein binding. The transcript has a single exon. The record is from RefSeq and is a predicted model, not a curated record. Bases 144 to 1331 code for a protein of 395 amino acids. NCBI's taxonomy places the organism in Eukaryota, Viridiplantae, Streptophyta, Magnoliopsida, Solanales, Solanaceae.